Toxotes jaculatrix (banded archerfish) is the source of this 3405-nucleotide messenger RNA. Its product is annotated as ras-related protein Rap-2b-like. Bases 358 to 906 code for a protein of 182 amino acids. Gene Ontology annotation, cellular component: plasma membrane. The record is from RefSeq and is a predicted model, not a curated record. Gene Ontology annotation, biological process: Rap protein signal transduction; negative regulation of cell migration. Lineage: Eukaryota; Metazoa; Chordata; Actinopteri; Toxotidae. The transcript has a single exon. Gene Ontology annotation, molecular function: GDP binding; GTP binding; GTPase activity.
GGGCAGGAAACGCCAUGCAAGAAGAGAGAGGAGAGAGGCGAUCACGCUUCCCAGCGCCGUUGCACAAUACAGCGCGAUCAAAAUGUGCUUGAGUUCGCCACGCUAAUGUCCAGGAGCGGUCGUUCUCCUCGGAUCUGUGCUCCGCGGCCGUCACAGCGCAGCCUGGGAGGAUCUGCCGGCGUGGGAUUCGAGUCCUAUCCGAGCGAGAGGGCAGCGUUCCCAGUCUGCUCGGUUUGAAAACAUCGGAGCUGGUCAGCGGGUGGGAGAGAAGAGGCUUCGUCGCGGAAAAAAAAAGGAGGUGUCUGCCUUUUCUUUCCCCCUCAUCUCCCCACCCACCCGGCCAACCACCCCCCAGCCAUGAGGGAGUACAAAGUGGUUGUUUUGGGGUCGGGCGGAGUCGGCAAAUCCGCGCUGACGGUCCAAUUCGUGACGGGCUCCUUCAUCGAGAAGUACGACCCCACGAUAGAGGAUUUCUACAGGAAGGAGAUCGAGGUGGACUCGUCCCCGUCGGUGCUGGAGAUCCUGGACACGGCGGGGACCGAGCAGUUCGCCUCCAUGCGAGACCUGUACAUCAAGAACGGGCAGGGCUUCAUUCUGGUUUACAGCUUGGUCAACCAGCAGAGCUUCCAGGACAUCAAGCCGAUGAGAGACCAGAUCAUCCGGGUGAAGAGGUACGAAAGGGUGCCCAUGAUCCUGGUGGGAAACAAGGUGGACCUGGAGGGCGAGAGAGAGGUGUCUUCCGGGGAAGGCAAGGCGCUGGCCCAGGACUGGAACUGCCCGUUUAUGGAAACUUCAGCCAAAAAUAAAGGAUCAGUCGACGAACUGUUUGCAGAGAUAGUCAGACAGAUGAACUAUUCAGCUGUUCCCAGUGGUGGCGACAAGUGCUGUUCAUGUGUCCUGCUCUAAAACAAACAAACAAGAAACGUAUAGAUACAGUGCAUCCGGGCUGAAUUUGAGCUUAUACCUUGUCCUGCAGGCUUUUCCUUUUUGCAAAAGUAUUCUCUCUCCUCACACUGUUGUCUUAUUGUUGCACACAACGAAAACGAAUCGACGACGACAACAAUCGAUUAUGUAUAAUAGUCUGGAAAAGUGUUUACAUGACAAAGUACUUGAAUGUUUUGGGAUUUUUUUUUUAAAUAUAGCUUUGUAUAUGACACUUCUCUGGAAAUGUGCCUCAAUGGGAAUGUCUUAUUGUGAAACCUAAGAGACACGUGUUUGUUUUUGGGGUUUUUUUGGUUUUGUUUUGUGGUUUUAUUUGUUGAGUUGUACUGUUACAUCUUCUAGGCUGGGUGCAUCUGUCUUGGAGAUUGGUGAUGGUGAUGGUGGGGCUUAUUUUGCCAAAUCCCCAGGCAGAGAUGGGAUUGGUCACUUUUAGGGCCUUUUGGCUGAAGGAGGCCUGAAAGUAUUUAAAAUCUCUUGUAAACGUAUCAAUCACCACUCAAGCCUUGCACAGGUUACUCCAAACCAAUCUCAUAUUUUUCUCCUAAAGGUCACGUGUGAUCCAAGAGGCACAGACCCACCCGACUAAGAUACUGUAUUUGAAGCUGUGGACUGUGGUGGAGUUGUGUAACCUCAACAUAUUUUUGUUUGUUUUAACCCCCCCCCCCCCCCCCUCGCUCUCCCCUCGCUGGUCUGGUGAAAGUGGAUUUAUCAUGGAACUUGCACUUAGCUGACGGUGUCCCUCCUCAGUGUGCACAAACAAGGACCUUAGUGCAUUGCUGUCGCUGCAUGGGGAACUCCGUGACCCCAUGUCAAGUGCCUUCCUAAGAAAACUCCUGUGACUGUGCCAACUGAUGAGCCCUUACUUCCUCUGCAGUGCGUCUUGAUGGCAAUCAGAACUUUUUAGCCGUUUUCAGUAUACUCUCUCGUUUCAUUUGGUGUGAAAAUAAGAAGCGCCUCCUCCUCUUUUACUGUCAGGAAGCGAAGCUUGUAACAGACCUGCUGUUUCAGGGUCAGAUUCAGGCCGUUUCUCGAGGUACUAGUCCAACAGGAACAUUUUGGUUCAGUGAAUGGCAAGCCAUGUCUGUCUGUAUUAUCUAGAAUUUUUUUUUUUUUUUUCUAAAAAUGUGACAUUUUUGACUUACCGUAAUUGUAAUUCUCUCUUUGGACAAAUCCUCUGCCAUCCACCUGUCAGUUUGAAAGACUUGUAAUACUAAAUGCAUUUUACGUAACCCUGUGUGCUGUGAUUGUCUCUGCUGCUAACAUAAAUACUUUGAACUGUAAAUAGUCUUAGUGCUGAAACAAGUGGUCAGUUAAUCAAUAGAAAAUUAAUCAAAUAUUAUUCUCAAUCAUUGAAGUAAUCUAUGAAAAACUCCAACCAGCUUCACCAAUAUGGGGAUUUGCUGCUUUUCUAUGUUUCAUAUUAAUAUAAAAUUGAAUAUCUCUGGGUUUUUGAAAGGUCGCACAAAACAAAUAAUUUCAAGACUUUGCUCUGGGAACUUGUGAUGCAUAUUUUUCCAUGCUUUUGGAUAUGUUAUAGGCUAAUCAAUUAAUACAAAAAGAAAAAGUGCCAAUGAAAAUAAUAAGUUGCAAGUUUUAACACUUAAUUCUUUUUUCUUGUGUCACACAGGUUGUAACUUUUCCUGGUAUAUAGAUGCUGUGGUAAUAGAUGUGGCUCUGCAUGCCAUAUUUGACAGAUGUUUACAAAACUGAAGAGUUUACGGGUUUUAAAUGUUUACAGUUCACAUGAGGCUAAAUGGCCUUCAGCACCUAGUUAGUGUUAGGAAACAAGCGAUCACAGCCACCGUGGCCCCGGCUGAAUUAAAAAAAAACUUCUCAGUCCAGUUGUUUGGUUAGUGGGUAGGGUUUCCAGUAAGUGUGUUUAGCUCUUCCCACCACAUGUUUUCUAGGCUGCAGAGAGUGGAGGACAGAGAGGGCUUUUUGUGUCUACAGCCACUUUCAAUCAGCCAUACAUACUGUAGACUGGCAUUUGGUAAGCUGCUCCUCACACUGACCAAUGAGCCUCUGCCUCAAGUGUCGUUCUUACCACUGAGAUUCAUGGACAGACUGCCAAAUUCAUUCUGAGGACGUGCAUCAUCAAAAGUUAUCAAGUUAUGUAGAUCGAGAUAAGAGAUGCUGACAGUAAAAGCUGCUGAUUUUUGAGCCUCGCAAGUGGUUAAAUGUGUUCACUUUGCAAGUGUAAAAAUAUGACCUAACUCCACAGUUAGACUGAGCAACAGCAGGACUACUGUCACAUCCUGUCUGUCACUGGAAAAUAACCAAGUACGUUUUCUCAAGUAUUGCACUUGUGUAGAAUUUUGAGAUAUUUGUACUUUACUUACAAUUUAUUCUAGCUCAUAUUUCUCUCUCCACAGAGAAAUGUUGUACUUUUCACUCCACCACGUUUUAUUUGACAGCUGGAGUAACUAGUCACGUUUUUAUUCUACAUUAAAAUAUAAUAUACGA